Molecule: messenger RNA, 447 nt
Organism: Geodia barretti
Lineage: Eukaryota; Metazoa; Porifera; Demospongiae; Tetractinellida; Geodiidae
Source: the annotation of a GenBank genome assembly
AUGGAAGAUAUCUACAGCCUCCCCAUCCCGUUUGAAGAGCUGUGGGGGAGGGUGAAGUUAAUGAGAGUGCUCCACCACUUAGUGACCCUAGUACUGCAAGGUACACUGGCACACUAUAGAAACAUUUCCAGCUUUAUGAAUGGUGCGGUUCUUAGUCGGUAUGAUGUGAUACUUGACAAGUUAUCAGACACUGACGAAGAGAAUCUCCUGUCGUUAGUGAAGGUGUUUUGUCUUCAGUCGGAAGUGACUCAACUGCUGGACAGUCCCAGUCUUCGACACGUCAAUGAAGGCGCUAUGAAGGUUAUUGAUGCAUUCAAGAGUAUGCUCCCGCUAUCAGUCAGGGAGAUUAAUAUUGCAAAUUACCUGGAACACGUAGCAUGGCGAAUACUAGGAACAGAAAACGUGAUUCUUGUACCAUUUUACUACAAAAAGUGCUUUUCAUUUUAG